Messenger RNA from Solanum tuberosum (potato), 2971 nucleotides. RefSeq lists its product as uncharacterized. The record is from RefSeq and is a predicted model, not a curated record. Gene Ontology annotation, molecular function: zinc ion binding; protein binding. Bases 332 to 2650 code for a protein of 772 amino acids. The transcript has 5 exons. Lineage: Eukaryota; Viridiplantae; Streptophyta; Magnoliopsida; Solanales; Solanaceae.
AGGGAACAAAUUAGGAAAGGGGAAAAGGGAAUCGGGUAAGCAUAGUUCUCCAUUGCAACCCUAACAGAGACAUCUUCAUCAACAUUCUGUGCUCCAGCCUCGGAGACCUUCUCCAGCAGUAGUAACAACUCUGUCUACAUCAAAUUUGGGUGUAUUUCAUAUCAAACGUUAACUCGUCUCACUAACGUCAUGAAAUCAUCCCAAUCGGAGACUUCUCCAACUCAAUGCAUUUGGUCGAAACUUCAGUCAGCUUUGACAGGUUGAGCUCAUCAGGUAGCUAAUACCACUGUCAAAAGCCUUAGGAAACAGCUACAUCAAUCUGCCUCAGGUCAUGGCUGGGAAGCGAGUUAUAGCCAUAUGUCAGUCAGGUGGUGAAUUUGAUACUGAUAGAGAUGGUUUCCUUUCAUAUAAAGGCGGAGAUGCUCAUGCUAUGGAAGUGGAUGGAAAACUGGAAUACAAUGAUUUCAAGAUGGAGGUUGCCGAGAUGUUUAACUGCAGCCUUGCUACUAUGUCAGUUAAAUAUUUUCUCCCUGGAAAUAGGAAGACACUUAUAACAAUCUCCAAUGACAAAGACCUUAAGCGCAUGAUCAAAUUCCAUGGCGACUCUGAUACUGCAGAGAUCUAUGUGAUGACUGAAGAAGCUGUUGAUCCUGAUUUCUCAAACAUGCAUGGCAGUAGGUCAAGCAGGACGACUUUAUCAGAAAUGGCUGUCCCAGUUGAAGCUCCCCUGAGUGUUGUAGAGGAUAUCGUGGAUGAUCCCAAUGAGUCUGGCCUCUUGCUUGAUGCCAAUUUUGAUGUCGUAGGUGAUACAAAUAAUAUUGAUGACACAAUUACGAUAGGAUCUGAAUUGCCUGUUCCUAUUUCAUUUGCUGCUGCUAAUUAUGAUGAGAAGAAUGCUAAAGCUGCUCAGCAGUGGCAGAAUGAUAUAACUGGCGUGGGCCAAAGGUUUAAUAGUGUACAUGAAUUUCGUGAGACAUUGCGAAAAUAUGCUAUUGCAAAUCAAUUUGCUUUCAAGUAUAAGAAGAAUGAUAGUCAUCGAGUGACUGUAAAAUGUAAAGCAGAGGGCUGUCCAUGGAGAAUUCAUGCAUCAAGAUUGUCAACCACCCAAUUAAUCUGCAUUAAAAAAAUGAAUCCUACCCAUACCUGUGAAGGGGCCGUUGUUACUAAUGGCUAUCAGGCAACAAGGAGUUGGGUGGCUAGUAUUAUAAAGGAGAAGUUGAAAGUUUUCCCGAAUUACAAGCCAAAGGACAUUGUCAAUGACAUUCAAAAGGAAUAUGGAAUCCAGUUAAAUUAUUUCCAGGCAUGGCGUGGAAAAGAGAUUGCUAAGGAGCAGCUUCAGGGUUCAUAUAAGGAGGCAUAUAGUCAGCUGCCAUUUUUUUGUGAAAAAGUGAUGGAGACAAAUCCUGGAAGUCUUGCAACUUUCACUACAAAGGAUGACUCAAGCUUUCACAGGCUCUUUGUAUCAUUUCAUGCUUCACUCUAUGGCUUCGAACAAGGCUGCAGGCCCCUGCUUUUCCUUGAUAGUAUAUUUUUAAAGUCCAAAUACCAAGGCACUCUGUUAGCAGCAACAGCUGCUGACGGAAAUGAUGGUGUUUUUCCUGUUGCUUUUGCCAUAGUGGACUCAGAAUCUGAUGAUAACUGGCAUUGGUUCCUAUUACAGCUUAGAACUGCAUUGUCAAUGUGUCGUGGUAUUACCUUCGUGGCUGAUAGAGAGAAGGGGCUUAGAGAGUCAAUUGCUGAAAUAUUUCAGGGUGAGGAUGUCUUUCAUGGCUACUGUCUACGCUAUCUCUCUGAACAACUUAUCAGAGAUGUAAGAGGGCAAUUUUCUCAUGAAGUCAAGCGCCUUUUGGUUGAGGAUUUUUACGGUGCGGCUUAUGCACCAAAGCCUGAAGGUUUCCAGAGGUGUGUUGAAAGCAUAAGAAGUAUUUCACUAGAUGCUUACCACUGGGUAAUGCAGAGUGAGCCUAUUAGCUGGGCAAAUGCUUUCUUCCGUGGGAUGCGAUAUAACCACAUGACAUCAAACUUUGGAGAGCUUUUCUAUGGUUGGGUAUCAGAUGCUCAUGACUUGCCAAUCACCCAGAUGGUUGAUGCAAUAAGAGGUAAGAUAAUGGAGCUCAUUUAUACCCGGCGGACUGAAUCCAAUCAGUGGGUGACAAGGCUAACUCCAUUUAUGGAGGAAAAGCUAGAGAAAGAAAGCCUAAGAUUUAGUGCUCUUCAUGUGUUGAUGCCCAAUGGUACCAAAUUUGAGGUCCAGGGGGAUACCAUAGAAGUAGUUGACAUGGACAAUUGCGACUGUAGUUGCAGAGAUUGGGGGCUAACUGGCUUACCUUGUUGCCAUGCGAUAGCUGUCAUGGGUUGCCUUGGCCGUGAUCCAUACGACUAUUGUGCCAGGUACUUCACUGCCGAUAGUUAUAGAUCAACAUAUUCAGAGUCAAUACAUCCAAUUCCAAGCUUAGAAAAGCCCAAGAGAAAGGAUGCUUCUCAAGCUGCUGUAACAGUAACCCCUCCUCCCACCCGUCGUCCACCAGGGAGGCCAACGACUAAGAAGGUGGGUUCCCAUGAAGUAACUAAGCGUCAACUCCAAUGUAGUAGAUGCAAGGGUACAGGCCACAAUAAGUCAACUUGCAAAGAGGUGUUACUGGAAAGCUAAGGUCUAGAGGUUAAUGAAAAAAGCAGUCUAGCUUUGGGAGGAAUAUUGCUUUUCUUGAUCAUUCUUCCAAUCUGUAUUGCUGAGUUCUAACUUAAGUUUCUGGAUAGUUAUUUAGUUUUUGGGCGAUAAUGUAAGUGACUCAUAAACGAGGAUAUUUGAUUCUCUGUUAGUCUGGAAUGACUCCCCGUCCCCUGUUCUUAUGUAAAUGUGGUGGAUUCUGCAUUCAGGCUGUCACCUUUAGUGAUGAAAACCGUAACUUAUGAUCUGUGAAACUUAAGAGCAGUCCUUCAACUGAUUGUCUUUUUGGUACCAUUUGUUCAA